AUGAAAAAUGGCCGUUGGUGUGAUUUAAUUGAGUUGUUCUGGAAGAGUCAACUGGGUGUGCCUGUGGAUUACUUUUCCAACACCAAUACACUGCGCCAAUUCUUCAUGGCUUGGAUUCUCUUUAACUACAUCAUGACCGCCAUUUACUUUGCAAAGGUCGAGAGCAUUUUUGUGCAUCCAUCUUACUAUCCAGAAAUGGAUCGCUUGGACGACUUGGAGACGUUGAAUGUGCCCAUAUUCGGCGUACGAAAUAUGUUCACUGCCAUCAAGCCGGCCCUAAAGCCUCAUCAUUGGCGUGCCAUCGAGCAGCGUGCUGUCUACUUACCCCUAAAAUUCUCAUCCUUCCAAUAUGGCGUGCCAAUAAGCGAGCGCAAGCAUUCGCGUGUUGCAUUUCUACUGCGCUCCGAAACCGCUAAAGACUUGCUGGUGAAGACGUACGAUGUUGAACGCCGUCGGCCGAGAUUCCAUGUAAUCAAGGAGCGUCUGCUCGCAAUGCCACAGACUUAUCUCUUGCCGAAGGGCUCACCAUUUGGGUACAAAUUUCAGCAAUUUGAGAGUCGAGUUUUCGAAAGUGGCCUCUUCGACUAUUGGGCUAUGCGUGGCUUGCAGAAGGACAGUGUGCGCUCAGCGAGUUUGGAAGAGUUUCGCAACGAUUUGCCGGACGAUCUAAAUUUCGAGGACAAUGAUGUCGAUGAUGACGGUGAUGCGGAUGAUGUGGAGAAAAAGGUGGUGCUAAAUUUGAGUAUAUUGCAAGGUCCAUUCUAUUUGUGGGGCUUCGGUAUAUUGUUUAGCUUUAUCGGCUUUGUACUGGAGCAUGUAUAUGCUAAUAUCUGGGAUGUGAAACACAUCACAGAUGACGAAUAUUUCUACGACAAAUUGAAGAGUCUACAUCUAGUACAUGAGCUACGCAUAGCAAUGUUCAAGGAGUUUUUACGCGCUAAAUCGCGCGUCGUUGCCACAGCUGGCUACACAGGCGUGGAUGGGCUGCUCGCGAGCGUCUGUAUAUGCAGCCAGCUGAUAACGAAUAUUACGGCGCUUGCACGCAUUUGGUUUUCGUGGCAGACCGGUUUUCAGAUAGUGCCGCAUAUUUCUUCUAGUUUCUAG
Molecule: messenger RNA, 1104 nt
Organism: Rhagoletis pomonella (apple maggot)
Lineage: Eukaryota; Metazoa; Arthropoda; Insecta; Diptera; Tephritidae
Exons: 2
Coding region: 1-1104 (367 amino acids)
Source: RefSeq, a predicted model, not a curated record